GCCUGAUCUAAUAUCCGGUAAUAAACGUAACGUUGCAGCAGCACGCUCUGUCUUUUCCAGUCUCCAGGGCCGGAGUAUGUAUUUUUCAACCGCAUAAUCUGUACGGGACGGAGCGUCAAGGAGAGGUCUGUGGGUGCUGCUGUUGCCUGCAGAUUAGCUGCCUCUCGUUCGUGUGCAUGCAGCCGCCUUAGCUUUGGACUCCAAUUGUCGCCCACUCAAAUCGGCUAGUGACUCGAGCUCUGCGCAGAGUGUCUGCCGUCGAGGCUCCCUCCUCCGUUCCUCUGCAAGUCUACUGGGUCCUCGCAGCCCUGGAGAACGCACGGGUCCUGCCUUACCCUCGCUCGCACGAGCACAAGCAUCUCCCCGAUCCGUACGCCAAGGUGACGUCGAGCGGAAGGUGUUCGACUGCGGGACAAGGCCAGGAGCAGCGGUGGGGAGCGGGUCUGCGACAAGACGAGGAGAUGGGGGAGGCGGAAUACGAGAGCUUGCCCACGGACAACCUGUGGCAGCACCUGUUGGCUGGGGGAAUGGCAGGCAUAAUGGAACACUGCUUCAUGUACCCCGUGGACUGUGUCAAGGUUAGCAGGUUUUCUCCUAUGGUGUUUUCUAGCCGUUGUGAAGUAUUGUAAAACACAGUGACAUUUACCAACUGAGGGUGUGGAUUUCGUAUAUGCACACUCACUGAGGUCAAGUGGCUGGGCAAUCUUACAGGGGUCACUUUGUUUCUUUCUUUGUGCGGCUGUGGUCACUAGACCUACCCGGAUAGACACCUGAUGAGCUGAAGGAAACCCUUUCCAGUCACACACUCACCACACAUAUGGAAGUAUCAUGCUAGCACUUCCUAUUCCUAUUUUGUACCUCUUACUCUCUUUCCCAACCCCCUUCCCUGCCAUUCCAGACUAGAAUGAUGGUCCUACAGCCCAGCCCAGAGGCGAAAUAUCGCAGUCUGUAUGAGGCUUUCUCUAAGAUCAUAAAAACGGAACACACCAGGGCCCUCUUCCGUGGUAUUGGCGUGGUGGCAGGGGGAGCAGGCCCGGCACACGCUCUCUACUUCUCCUGCUACGAGGUCACCAAGAAGUACCUCACCAAGGCCAACACACGGAGCACUGUACUAGCACAAGGCGGUGCCGGUGCUAUAGCCACUUUGAUACAUGACGGUUUCAUGAAUCCUAUCGAUGUUGUGAAGCAGAGAAUGCAGAUGUACAGCUCUCCAUAUCGAGGCGUCUUCCACUGUGUGUCCUCCGUGUACCAAACGGAAGGUCUGAGCGCCUUCUAUCGCAGCUACACCACCCAACUCACCAUGAACAUCCCCUUUCAAGUGGUGCACUUUGUCACCUACGAGUUCCAGCAGGACUUUUUCAACCCUACUCGCGGGUACUACCCUCUCUCACACAUGCUCUCCGGUGCGGGUGCAGGGGCUCUGGCCGCCGCUAGUACAAACCCGCUCGACGUGGCAAAGACGUUUCUGAACACUCACCACCAGUCGUGGACCCUUCGCUCCGAGGAGAGGGUCCACGGCAUGGUGGGAGCUGUGGCAAAGAUAUACCAGACUGCAGGUGUUAGGGGUUUCUUUAGAGGCGUGACGGCGAGAGUGGUCUACCAGGCACCCUCCACAGCCGUCUGCUGGUCAGUGUACGAGUUCUUCAAGUUCUGGUUCGGACUCAAAGAACAGGAAGAGAUGGCCAUCGCUAACAUCACAGCCAACGCCAGCUCAAACUCCAGAUAGCCACACUUUCUUUAAUUCCUCCCCUCUCCACCCUGGUCUUUCUCAUUGUUUCAUGUUUCCGUC
Messenger RNA from Geodia barretti, 1789 nucleotides. The record is from the annotation of a GenBank genome assembly. NCBI's taxonomy places the organism in Eukaryota, Metazoa, Porifera, Demospongiae, Tetractinellida, Geodiidae.